UGUGGUAAACUAACAGGCAAAGAUACCAAAAGAAAAAAAAAUGAAAAAAGUUGAGAACAGGUGGUUGGUCAGCCUGCUAGUGGUGGUGGAGGUGGUACUCAUAAGCAUGGCGGAGCAAGUGACAUCACAGCCUACUGAUAUGAAUAGCACUUUGAUGAGAUAUCAGUGUAGUGACUAUAACUCUAGCUGGCCAGAAUAUCAUUUGAGCAACCUUAACACCACUCUUUCUAGCCUCUGCCAGAAGUUAACCACCGGCCGCGAUGCUACAGCACACAGUUUGAUCAAUAAUGAGCCGGUGUGGGGUGUUGCGUGGUGCAGAGGAUAUCUUUCAGUUCCAGAUUGUCUGGAUUGUUUCGACUUUGCUGUUGAUCAGCUAAAACUGUGUGGGCUUUCCUAUUGGGGUCGUGCUAUCUAUACUGACUGCGAUGUGAGGUAUGAUAAAAUUUUCACGGAGGAUUAUGAUAUAAUCCCGGAGGAUUAUGAUAUAACCUCGGAUAUGCAUCAUGUGGUAUUAUGUGACAACACAACAUUGUCUGGGCGAAUAGAGUUCCAACGAGAAGUAGAAUUCUUAUUACUUGAUCUUCAAAAUGCUGCGCCAAGAACAAGCAACUUCUAUGCAGCAUCUAUUACGAACGUAGAUGGUAAUACAACCGUAUAUGCCAUUGCAGAAUGUCAUCUAAACAUAAGCCAGGGUGUUUGCUUAGACUGUUUACAUUUAAUAUCCGAGUCACUUGUUAAUUGUCUUCCUGCUACUUUUGGGUUGUCAACGUACGAAGUAUGCUUCAUGCGGUAUGCCACAACUCCGUUUUUUGGACGAAACCAAACAACUGAUGUUACAUCUAUCCUUAUGGGUAAGACCUCAAAUCUUCUAGAAAUGAUAUGUUUCCAUAAUUUCUUUGCCAAAAGAGAUGGUAGCUUGAAUUGAAUUGCUACUGGCUAGCCUUUUCUUGAAUAAUAUUUUCCUGUUUAUGUUUAAA
Molecule: messenger RNA, 977 nt
Organism: Helianthus annuus (common sunflower)
Lineage: Eukaryota; Viridiplantae; Streptophyta; Magnoliopsida; Asterales; Asteraceae
Product: cysteine-rich repeat secretory protein 38
Exons: 2
Coding region: 41-925 (294 amino acids)
Cellular component (GO): plasmodesma
Source: RefSeq, a predicted model, not a curated record